Suncus etruscus (white-toothed pygmy shrew) is the source of this 732-nucleotide messenger RNA. RefSeq names its product phosducin (gene PDC). Gene Ontology annotation, biological process: regulation of G protein-coupled receptor signaling pathway. The record is from RefSeq and is a predicted model, not a curated record. The coding region runs from base 1 to 732 and encodes 243 amino acids. The transcript is spliced from 3 exons. NCBI's taxonomy places the organism in Eukaryota, Metazoa, Chordata, Mammalia, Eulipotyphla, Soricidae.
AUGGAAGAAGCCCAACGUCAAAACUUAGAGAAUGACUUUGAGGGACAGGCCACCCAUACUGGUCCCAAAGGAGUAAUACAUGAUUGGAGGAAGUUUAAAUUAGAGAGUGUGGACCACGCUUUGGCCCCAGGCAGCAAGAAGGAGAUUUUCAGACAAAUGUCUUCACCUCAGAGCACUGAAAUUCAACAAGAAAGAUUCGGCAGGAAGAUGAGCAUUCAGGAAUAUGAACUCGUCCAUCAGGAUAAGGAAGAUGAGCACUGCCUUCGGAGGUACCGCCGGCGCUGCAUGCUGGACAUGCACCAGAAGCUGAGCUUUGGGCCGCAGUAUGGGUUCAUGUAUGAGCUGGCUAGUGGGGAGCACUUCCUGGAGACGAUUGAGCAGGAACACAAAGUCACUCCAGUCCUGGUUCAUGUCUACGAAGACGGCAUCAAGGGCUGUGAGAGCCUCAACUGCAGCUUAGAGCACCUCGCUGCCGAGUACCCCACUGUCAAGUUCUGCAAAAUCAGAGCUUCUGACACGGGUGCUGGGGACCGCUUCCCCGCCAAUGUGCUGCCCACGCUGCUCAUCUACAAAGGUGGGGAGCUUGUUGGUAAUUUCAUUAGUGUGGCUGAACAGUUUGCUGAAGAGUUUUUUGCAGGCGAUGUGGAGUCUUUCCUCAAUGAAUAUGGGAUGCUGCCCGAGAGAGAGAUACAUGCCCCAGAGCAGAGCGACUCUGAGGAGGACGUUGAAUAA